Molecule: messenger RNA, 1520 nt
Organism: Cariama cristata (Red-legged seriema)
Lineage: Eukaryota; Metazoa; Chordata; Aves; Cariamiformes; Cariamidae
Gene: MPHOSPH10
Product: M-phase phosphoprotein 10 (U3 small nucleolar ribonucleoprotein)
Exons: 8
Biological process (GO): rRNA processing
Cellular component (GO): nucleus; Mpp10 complex; sno(s)RNA-containing ribonucleoprotein complex
Source: RefSeq, a predicted model, not a curated record
GCCUCCGUGCUGUGGGAGGGAGGCCUCGUGCCAGCCGGCCGGCCGGCGCCCCUCGGCUACCCCCGGUGCCGCAGCGCUCUCCUGAAACGCACUGUGUGCAAGAUGGACUGGCUGCUGACUUCAGAGCAUUAACGAAGACUCUCUAUGAUUUGAAUAAAGCUCUGGGAAGUAAUAUAGUUCGUGGGGGUCCUCUGAAAGAGCUAGUGAUAGAAGAUUUUGAUGAAGAACAGAUUUGGCAACAACUAGAGCUCCAGAACAAUGCAGUUCUUGAUUUCUUCAAGAAAUCCAUUGCAAGGGAUGCCAAGGAUGAAGGUCUUUGCCUUCUCUCAGAUCAGGAAGAGGGUGGCUCUGAUACAGAGACCAGCAGUGACAAGGAAUUGGAAGACAACGUAAUGGAAGCAGAAACUGAACAGAAGAAUGUUUAUAUGAAAGACAAAACUAAAGAAAAGCAAAGUAAACUCAGAGAAAGCAUAAUGCAGAAAUACAGUGAUGAGGAUUCUGAUAUUGACUUUGAUAUUGAAGCACUGGAGCAACAAACUAAAACAGCCAAGGAAACCAGAUCCAAAAAAAUGGAAAGAAAAUCUAUAGUGGACGACAAGUUUUUCAAGCUGGCUGAGAUGGAAGCUUUUUUAGAACAAGCAGAGCAGGAAAAGAGGGAGGAGGAAGAAGAUAUUAAUUAUUUUGAAGACAUCGUAUCAGAUGAUGAGGAAGAAGAGCCUGAAGAAGCUAAAGCCAAACCAAUUAAAAGUUCUAGAAACUUGAAAUACAAAGACUUCUUUGAUCCAGUCGAUGACAAUGAUGAUUUAGUAGCUGAUGAUGUUGAAGAUGAUCAGGAAGAGGAAGCAGACAGUGCUAUUGAAGAGCAGAAUGAAGAAAGCAUGUCUGAGGUUGAGGAUAUGAAUGAAAUGAUGAUGGAGAGUAUGAGAAGUAAAGAAGCGUCUAAAAAAGUUACUUUCAGUUUGCCAGAUGACAGUGAAACAGAAGAGGUUACUGAUAUGCAAUUAGAGAAGGGCAUCGAUCACAGUGAAAUAAAGUCUUCUUUUCAGAAGAGACAGGAAAAGAUGAGCAAAAAAAUAAAAAGUUUAGAGGAAGAGUUGCUAGAGGAGAAACCGUGGCAGCUUAAAGGAGAAGUGACUGGGCAGAAACGACCUGAGAACAGCCUCUUGGAGGAAACAGUACUUUUUGACCAUGCAGUCCGAAUGGCACCUGUGAUCACAGAAGAAACUACUUUUCAGCUUGAAGAUGUCAUUAAACAGAGAAUAUUGGAUGAGGCAUGGGAUGAUGUAGUACCAAAAGAAAAACCAAAGGAGGAGGCUUUUGAGUACAAGAAACGUAUCACUUUGGAUCAUGAAAAGAGUAAACUGAGUCUUGCUGAGAUAUAUGAACAAGAAUACAUGAAACUUCACCAGCAAAAGAUUGAAGAGGAAGAAAAUCCUGAACACAAAGAAAUUCAAGAAAUGAUGGAUUCACUCUUCCUGAAGCUGGAUGCGCUUUGUAACUUCCACUUCACACCCAAACCA